Molecule: messenger RNA, 5537 nt
Organism: Sebastes umbrosus (honeycomb rockfish)
Lineage: Eukaryota; Metazoa; Chordata; Actinopteri; Perciformes; Sebastidae
Product: zinc finger protein 850-like
Exons: 10
Coding region: 371-4633 (1420 amino acids)
Biological process (GO): regulation of transcription by RNA polymerase II
Molecular function (GO): DNA-binding transcription factor activity; RNA polymerase II cis-regulatory region sequence-specific DNA binding
Source: RefSeq, a predicted model, not a curated record
UCUUCUACGUGACACAUGUUUACUAAAACAGGCUCCAAAGACGAAUAUGUGUAUUUAAAACACUUUUAUUAUCUUACAGGAAGAGCGAAAAAUCGUAACAAGCGCGAGCAGAAUACAGCGACACGUUUCACCAAACCAGACCAAUCCGGUAUGUUGGAACAUUGUAAUGAAAUACUAAACAAAGAGGCGGUCACGAGGACAGCUACGUAUUCUCUUCCUGCUUUCAACAGCUGCCGUAACUACGACAACCAUAGACUCAUCCGGAUGAAAGUCGCCAGUUAGCAGGGUCGCCUGAUAAACCGUGACACCGGUGAACCCGCACAACUCAGACCAGGAGCACGAGCAGGACCAAGAGCACUACAAGAGCGGAAUGGAGGAGGAGCAGCGGAACCCGGACCAGCGGAGCUACAAGGUCCCCCGUAGACCAGCAGCAGGCUCGUCCUCUGAUCCCACCGAUGUUCAGGUGUUGAAGGAGUGCUCCAUCCCGCUGACACGUGUCAGGAUCAGCAGUGCGAUGUUGGCUGCGAUGGACGCCGUUGGACGCUCAGCAGCUGAUCCAAAAGGCCAAAAGAAACGGAGAGGAAGAAAGGGACUGAUUCAUCAGAGAGUUCACACUGGAGAGAAACUACACAGCUGUGAUGAAUGUGGAGCAGCUUUCACUACAUCGGGUAGCCUGAAAUCACAUCAACGCAUUCAUACUGGAGAGAAACCCUACAGCUGUGAUGAAUGUGGAGCAGCGUUCACUACAUCAGGUAACCUGAAAUCCCACCAACGCAUUCACACUGGAGAGAAACCGUACUGGUGUGACCAAUGUGGUAAAACCUUUUCUCGGCAUAGUUCCCUUAAAAUCCACCAACGCAGUCACACUGGAGAGAAACCCUACAGCUGUGAUGAAUGUGGAGCAGCUUUCACAACAUCAGGUCACCUGAAAGAACACCAACGCAUUCACACUGGAGAGAAACAGUACUGGUGUGACCAAUGUCGUAAAACCUUUUCUCAGGAUAGUUCCCUUAAAGUCCACCAACGCAUUCACACUGGAGAGAAACCGUACUGGUGUGAUGAAUGUGGAGCAGGUUUCACUACAUCAGGUGAGCUGAAAAGACAUCAACGCAUUCACACUGGAGAGAAACCCUACAGCUGUGUUGAAUGUGGAGCAGCUUUCACAACAUCAGGUGAGCUGAAAAGACAUCAACGCAUUCACACUGGAGAGAAACCGUACAGCUGUGAUGAAUGUGGAGCAGCGUUCACUACAUCGGGUAGCCUGAAAUCACAUCAACGCAUUCACACUGGAGAGAAACCCUACAGCUGUGUUGAAUGUGGAGCAGCUUUCACAACAUCAGGUGAGCUGAAAAGACAUCAACGCAUUCACACUGGAGAGAAACCCUACAGCUGUGAUGAAUGUGGAGCAGCUUUCAUUGAGUCACGUUCCCUUAAAGUCCAUCAACGCAUUCACACUGGAGAGAAACCCUACAGCUGUGAUGAAUGUGGAGCAGCUUUCACAACAUCAGGUCACCUGAAACGCCACCAACGCAUUCACACUGGAGAGAAACCGUACUGGUGUGACCAAUGUGGUAAAACCUUUUCUCGGGAUAGUUCUCUUAAAGUCCACCAACGCAUUCACACUGGAGAGAAACCGUACUGGUGUGACCAAUGUGGUAAAACCUUUUCUCGGCAUAGUUCCCUUAAAAUCCACCAACGCAUUCACACUGGAGAGAAACCCUACAGCUGUGUUGAAUGUGGAGCAGCUUUCACAACAUCAGGUGAGCUGAAAAGACAUCAACGCAUUCACACUGGAGAGAAACCCUACAGCUGUGAUGAAUGUGGAGCAGGUUUCACUACAUCAGGUUACCUGAAAGACCACCAACGCAUUCACACUGGAGAGAAACCGUACUGGUGUGAUCAAUGUGGUAAAGCUUUUUCUCAGAGUACUAGCCUUAAAGUCCAUCAAUGUAGUCACACUGGAGAGAAACCCUACAGCUGUGAUGAAUGUGGAGCAGCUUUCACUGAGUCAGGUUACCUGAAAAUACAUCAACACAUUCACACUGGAGAGAAACCCUACAGCUGUGAUGAAUGUGGAGCAGCUUUCACAACAUCAGGUCACCUGAAAAGACAUCAACGCAUUCACACUGGAGAGAAACCGUACAGCUGUGAUGAAUGUGGAGCAGCUUUCACAGCAUCAGAUGACCUGAAACGCCACCAACGCAUUCACACUGGAGAGAAACCAUACUGGUGUGACCAAUGUGGUAAAACCUUUUCUCGGCAUAGUUCCCUUAAAAUCCACCAACGCAUUCACACUGGAGAGAAACCCUACAGCUGUGAUGAAUGUGGAGCAGCGUUCACUACAUCGGGUAGCCUGAAAUCACAUCAACGCAUUCACACUGGAGAGAAACCCUACAGCUGUGAUGAAUGUGGAGCAGCGUUCACUACAUCAGAUCAACUGAAAAGACAUAAACGCAUUCACACUGGAGAGAAACCCUACAGCUGUGAUGAAUGUGGAGCAGCUUUCAUUGAGUCACGUUCCCUUAAAGUCCAUCAACGCAUUCAUACUGGAGAGAAACCCUACAGCUGUGAUGAAUGUGGAGCAGGUUUCACUACAUCAGGUAACCUGAAAGACCACCAACGCAUUCACACUGGAGAGAAACCGUACUGGUGUGACCAAUGUGGUAAAACCUUUUCUCGGGAUAGUUCUCUUAAAGUCCACCAACGCAUUCACACUGGAGAGAAACCGUACUGGUGUGACCAAUGUGGUAAAACUUUUUCUCAGAGUGCUAACCUUAAAUCCCACCAGCGCAUUCACACUGCAUCGUUGCGAACACACUCAGACCAGGAGCACGAGCAGGACCAGGAGCACUACAAGAGCGGAAUGGAGGAGGAGCAGCAGAACCCGGACCAGCGGAGCAACAAGGUCCCCCGUAGACCAGCAGCAGGCUCGUCCUCUGAUCCCACCGAUGUUCAGGUGUUGAAGGAGUGUUCCAUCCCGCUGACACGUGUCAGGAUCAGCAGUGCGAUGUUGGCUGCGAUUGACGCCGUUGGACGCUCAACAGCUGUUCCAAAAGGCCAAAAGAAACUGAGAGGAAGAAAGGGACUGAUUCAUCAGAGAGUUCACACUGGAGAGAAACUACACAGCUGUGAUGAAUGUGGAGCAGCGUUCACUACAUCGGGUAGCCUGAAAUCACAUCAACGCAUUCAUACUGGAGAGAAGCCGUACUCGUGUGAUCAAUGUGGUAAAGCUUUUUCUCAGAGUACUAACCUUAAAGUCCAUCAACGUAGUCACACUGGAGAGAAACCCUACAGCUGUGAUGAAUGUGGAGCAGCUUUCACAGCAUCAGAUCACCUGAAACUCCACCAACGCAUUCACACUGGAGAGAAACCGUAUUGGUGUGACCAAUGUGGUAAAACCUUUUCUCGGCAUAGUUCCCUUAAAAUCCACCAACGCAGUCACACUGGAGAGAAACCGUACAGCUGUGAUGAAUGUGGAGCAGCGUUCACUACAUCAGAUCACCUGAAAAGACAUAAACGCAUUCACACUGGAGAGAAACCCUACAGCUGUGAUGAAUGUGGAGCAGGGUUCACUACAUCAGGUGAGCUGAAAAGACAUCAAUGCAUUCACACUGGAGAGAAACCCUACAGCUGUGAUGAAUGUGGAGCAGCUUUCACUGAGUCAGGUCACCUGAAAGAACACCAACGCAUUCACACUGGAGAGAAACCGUACUGGUGUGACCAAUGUGGUAAAACCUUUUCUCAGGAUAGUUCCCUUAAAGUCCACCAACGCAUUCACACUGGAGAGAAACCGUACUGCUGUGAUGAAUGUGGAGCAGCUUUCACUACAUCGAGUAACCUGAAAUCACAUCAACGCAUUCACACUGGAGAGAAACCCUACAGCUGUGAUGAAUGUGGAGCAGCUUUCACAGUAUCAGAUCACCUGAAAGUCCACCAACGCAUUCACACUGGAGAGAAACCGUACUGGUGUGACCAAUGUGGUAAAACCUUUUCUCGGCAUAGUUCCCUUAAAGUCCACCAACGCAGUCACACUGGAGAGAAACCGUACUGGUGUGAUAAAUGUGGCGCAGCUUUCACAACAUCAGGUUACCUUAAAGUCCAUCAACGCAUUCACACUGGAGAGAAACCCUACAGCUGUGAUGAAUGUGGAGCAGCUUUCAGAACAUCAGGUACCCUGAAAAUACAUCAAUAUGUUCACACUGGAGAGAAACCCUACAGCUGUGAUGAAUGUGGAGCAGCUUUCACUACAUUAGGUAACCUGAAACUCCACCAACGCAUUCACACUGGAGAGAAACCCUACAGCUGUGAUGAAUGUGGAGCAGCUUUCACUACAUUAGGUAACCUGAAACUCCACCAACGCAUUCACACUGGAGAGAAACCCUACAGCUGUGAUAAAUGCGGAGCAGCUUUCACAAGAUCAGGUCACCUGAAAAGACAUCAAUAUGUUCACACUGGAGAGAAACCCUACAGCUGUGAUGAAUGUGGAGCAGCUUUCACUACAUCAGGUCACCUGAAAGAACACCAACGCAUUCACACUGGAGAGAAACCGUACUGGUGUGACCAAUGUGGUAAAACUUUUUCUCAGAGUGGUAAACUUAAAUCCCACCAGCGCAUUCACACUGCAUCGUUGUGAACAUGUUUCAGAUGCCAGCUAGCUGUUUCCUCCUGCCUGCUCCCCAUGCCCUGAUAGCUGUGUUGUUGUAUUCUGAGCUUCUCUCCACAUUGAAGGCUGACCAAUAGUAACUUCAUGUUCUAAACAACAUGUGUGUUUUCGUGGCUACGACUACAUACUUGGACCACCAGCAACUUCCCAGUGGGACUCUGUUAUGAGGCCGAACUGUCAGAACAUCUGGAAUAAUCUUCCAGUCACAAGGAGGGAGAACCAGCCACAAACCUUUAAAAAAUCUUAAAGGUAAAUUUUGGUUUAUUUCAACCUGACGUAUUUCCCAUAAAUGUUACCGUUGUGACUCUGUGGGUCACGCUAACUUUUCCCCCAGCACCUCUGUUAGAGAGGUUCAGGGAAACAAGGACUGGUGCAGAACAUUGAUAUCAAGGACAGCUGCUCGAGCCUCCUACAACUUUCCAAAUUAACUGACUCGGUCAGAUAAAGUGACAACAAGUUAGCGGGACCAAUAGAGUCACAAUGGACACAUUCAUGGGAAAUACAUCAGGUAGAAAUAAAGUGGAAGUUUCCUUUGACAUAUCUGCUGGUACACCCUAAUGACAGGACAUUCACCUCCGACACCAGAGACCAUCUUUGAACAGAGACAGGCAUUGCCAGAAAUUAAUUUUAACAUAGAGGUAAUGACGAAACAUUUAGAAAAUCUAUUUUGACCAUAUGCGAUCGUGAGAUCGGCAUUAAUGCUUUCUAGUCGCCGACUGCUGAUAACUCUGUGAACAACAAAUCCGUGUUGAAAUCUGCAGGACGAGAGCUAGUUAACGGGAGGUGCCAUUGAGUUACAUUAUGAUGCGUUCAGGCUCUAUUCAGUAAAACUGAGUAAAAAUGUGCACUGGCAGGGAGCUGUCAGAAGAAAACU